AUGAAACUUUUUAUAGUCCUGAUUAUCGAUGUCCUGAUAUUGCAGACUGAAGCUGUGGGAGGACAAAAUUGUGGCACAAAUCACUAUGCAGCAACAGGCCAAAUAUCUUCACCAAACUACCCUGCUGAUUACGGAGACCGGAGCACUUGCAUCUAUCUUAUCCGGGUCUCUAAAGCCCAAAGGAUCGUAUUUACGAUAGAACAGUUUAACACCGAAAAAGACAAAGACUUUUAUGAAUACGGAGCUGGUGGUACAGCAGACUUCAAUGUUGCCAUUGCACAGUACUCGGAGUGUCUAAGUUUUCCGUGUCAAAAUGGCGCAAAUUGUGUUGAAGCGGCAGAGGCAUACGUCUGUUACUGUCAUUAUGGAUGGAUGGGAACAAAUUGUGACGUUACAUCAGGACAAAAUUGUGGCACAAAUCACUAUGCAGCAACAGGCCAAAUAUCUUCACCAAACUACCCUGCUGAUUACGGAGACCGGAGCACUUGCAUCUAUCUUAUCCGGGUCUCUAAAGCCCAAAGGAUCGUAUUUACGAUAGAACAGUUUAACACCGAAAAAGACAAAGACUUUUAUGAAUACGGAGCUGGUGGUACAGCAGACUUCAAUGUUGCCAUUGCACAGUACUCGGGUAAUACGGCCGUAACAAGUGAAGCGCCAUUUACGUUACCGUUCACAUACACUAUUACGGACGACUCUGCAUGGAUUUUAUUUUCUGCAGAUUUUAAUAAUCCACGUAGUGGUUGGACAUUAAGCUAUCGAGCAGAUCUUGAUGAUUGUUUGAGUGCUCCCUGCUUGAAUGGCGCCAUCUGUAAUGAUGCUGAAUUUUCUUAUUCCUGUCAGUGUGCCCCUGGCUAUGAAGGCGACAAUUGUGAAACAAAUAUAAAUGAAUGUUUGUCAAGUCCUUGUCAAAAUGGAGCUGGCUGUGUGGAUGGCCUUGCUAUGUAUAGCUGCACCUGUACUCCUGGCUGGAUCGGAAUAAACUGCAACAUAGAUAUUAAUGAGUGCAGUAGCAGUCCCUGUUCAAAUGGUGCAACCUGUAACAAUCUGCAGAACAUGUUUACUUGUUCUUGUCUUGCGGGAUACACCGGAAGGCUUUGUGAGACAAAUAUCAAUGAAUGUGCGAGCAACCCAUGUGUGAAUGGCGUGUGUAACAACAACCUGAAUUUCUUUAGCUGCACAUGUGACGGCGGAUGGCAGGGCAAUCGAUGCGAUGUAGAUUAUGAUGAGUGUACAAGUAAUCCAUGCUACAACGGUGCGGUCUGUCAGAACCUUGAAGAUCAGUACACAUGCACAUGUAGUGCAGGCUGGAAAGGAACCAGAUGUGAACAUGAUACAAACGAGUGUGCCAGCAAUCCAUGUCAGAAUGGCGGCGCAUGUGUUGACGGAACAAAUCGUUUUGACUGCACGUGUGUACAGGGAUGGUCGGGCACUUUAUGCGAGCAAGAUACAAACGAGUGUGCCAGCAAUCCAUGUCAGAAUGGCGGUGCAUGUGUUGACGGAACAAAUCGUUUUGACUGCACGUGUGUACAGGGAUGGUCCGGCACUUUAUGCGAGCAAGGCUAUAACGAAUGCUCCAGCUUCCCGUGCCAAAAUGGUGGCGUCUGUACCGAUGCGAUUAAUGGAUCCUUUUGCACUUGCCAACCAGGAUAUAGUGGCGCACGAUGCGAUGAAGGUAAACUUAUAGACUGACCGGUCAUAAUAAGGCCAGG
Molecule: messenger RNA, 1709 nt
Organism: Anneissia japonica
Lineage: Eukaryota; Metazoa; Echinodermata; Crinoidea; Comatulida; Comatulidae
Product: fibropellin-1-like
Exons: 12
Coding region: 1-1689 (562 amino acids)
Biological process (GO): establishment or maintenance of epithelial cell apical/basal polarity; heterophilic cell-cell adhesion
Cellular component (GO): plasma membrane; protein-containing complex
Molecular function (GO): calcium ion binding
Source: RefSeq, a predicted model, not a curated record